ACAGAUACUUUCGUCCUACUUACUAAAUUUUCAUUUUCCGUUAAUUGUAGAAAUGGCCUAAGCUGUCAGAAGCUUCUUCUGAUGAGGAUAAAACAAUAACCAAAACAUGGAUCUGUCAAAAACUCCAAAUGAUAAGAAAUUAUACCUUUGUCGAUGGUAUUUUCGAGCCGGAUUUGCACUACUUCCAUUUCUAUGGGCUAUAAAUAGCAUCUGGUUUUUUAAACAAGCAUUUUUUGAACCAUACUUCGAGGAACAAAAACAAAUACGUAAAUAUGUAAUACUUUCUGCAAUAGGAGCUUUACUAUUUGCAAUAGCAUUUUCAACAUGGAUUGUGAUAUUCCAAACAAAUAGAGCAAAUUGGGGAGAAUUCGGUGACGUUAUUAGUUAUAUUAUUCCCACAGGUGUACCAUAAAAAUUUUUCUCAUAUAGGCAAUAAAAUUUAAUUCCUCAUUUUUUUACAAUAAAAUUCUUUAAUUUUACCUGCGUUUAAAAAUUACAUAAAAUCUAAAUAUAUAAAAUAUUUAUACUGUUUAUAACAAUAAAAAUUAGAAAAUUCA
This is a messenger RNA of Leptopilina boulardi, 557 nucleotides long. It is a transcript of the gene pen-2, whose product is annotated as gamma-secretase subunit pen-2. The coding region runs from base 107 to 412 and encodes 101 amino acids. The record is from RefSeq and is a predicted model, not a curated record. NCBI's taxonomy places the organism in Eukaryota, Metazoa, Arthropoda, Insecta, Hymenoptera, Figitidae. The transcript has 3 exons. Gene Ontology annotation, biological process: Notch receptor processing. Gene Ontology annotation, cellular component: gamma-secretase complex.